Aplysia californica (California sea hare) is the source of this 1629-nucleotide messenger RNA. RefSeq names its product ADP,ATP carrier protein 3, mitochondrial. Bases 135 to 1049 code for a protein of 304 amino acids. The transcript is spliced from 2 exons. Gene Ontology annotation, molecular function: ATP:ADP antiporter activity. NCBI's taxonomy places the organism in Eukaryota, Metazoa, Mollusca, Gastropoda, Aplysiida, Aplysiidae. Gene Ontology annotation, biological process: mitochondrial ADP transmembrane transport; mitochondrial ATP transmembrane transport. The record is from RefSeq and is a predicted model, not a curated record. Gene Ontology annotation, cellular component: mitochondrial inner membrane.
CAAUCCCUUCCUUCAGGUUACCAACCUCGCUUUCGUCCUUUUCAUUUACAGCGACCAUCACGACGUGGUGCAGAUUCUGACAGGCGCACAGCCAAUUCCUUCUGUUGACCUGCAGCAACUACAAACUAACCAAGAUGUCAAAGAAACCCCAGUUGGGAUUUGCUGAGAACUUUGCCCUGUCAGGAGUAGCUGCUGUCAUCUCAAAGACUGCAGCCGCCCCUAUUGAAAGAAUCAAGCUCCUCGUCCAGAACCAAGAUGAGAUGAUCAAAGCUGGUCGGCUGUCUGAACCAUACAAGGGUGUGGUAGACUGCACAGUGCGUACCUUCAGAACAGAGGGUCUUCUACCAUUCUGGAGAGGUAACUUGGCCAACUGUCUGAGGUACUUCCCAACUCAGGCCCUGAAUUUCGCUUUCAAGGACACAAUCAAAGCUGCUUUCAAAUCCUCUCCCAAUGAAUCGUAUACCAUGAAGUUCACCAAGAACAUCUUCUCUGGUGGUGCCGCUGGUGCCAUGUCCCUGUGCUUUGUCUACUCUCUUGAUUACGCCCGUACUCGCUUGGCCAACGACGCCAAAUCUGCCGGCAAGGGUGGCGGUGAGCGUCAAUUCAACGGCUUGAUCGAUGUCUACAGGAAGACCCUGAAGUCCGACGGCUUUGUUGGUCUGUACAGAGGUUUUGUUAUCUCCUGUGUGGGCAUCAUCGUGUACAGAGGCUUCUACUUUGGUUUGUACGACAGCUUGAAACCCAUCCUGCUCAAGGAGGAUGCUAGCGUGGUCCUCUCCUUCUUGCUUGGCUACACCGUCACCGUGAGCUCUGGUCUGCUUUCCUACCCCAUCGACACCAUCCGUCGUCGUAUGAUGAUGACCUCCGGACAGGCUGUCAAGUACAAGGGGUCCAUGGAUUGUGCUGUCCAGAUCAUGAAGAAUGAAGGUUUCAUGUCCAUGAUGAAGGGAGCUGGUGCCAACAUCCUCAGAGGUGUUGCUGGUGCUGGUGUGUUGGCUGGCUUUGACGCAUUCAAAGAUUUGUACAUGUCAUGGCGUGUUAGUCAGUAAUGCUCUAGCACUUAGCUCUCCUCUUACUCAGACCUCACAUCAUUGAUUGUUGACAAUGAGUAAUAAUUUAUGAGAACGUUGGUUGUUUUGGUUGUUUUGUUUUUUUUUAGAUGGCCGCACUCUUCCUUGAGGUAGAGUAUAAAGUUUUGUGACCACAGUAGGUUAUUUUCAAAGUACAGUAACGUGAGAGUGGAUUAAAAAAAAUUUUUUUAGAGGGUGAGAUGAUGAAUGUACAGUUGAAGCUUUUGGGGCCAGGGUGGUUUGUAUUGAUUUCCUCCUUUACACCAUAAAUCAUUUGUCAUUUAAGACAUCUCAUUUUAUUUCGACAAAAGGCAUUUUAGUACUCACAUAAUAAAAGAAAUUCAGUUGUGUGAAUUCAGAUAACACUGAAGUAUGGUUGUCAAAAUGUUCUCUAUUCGCAAUUUUUGGUCAAUGAUUUGUUGUCAGAUAUUGUGAAUACUGUUUAAAAAAGAUUUAAGGAUUGGAAUGGAAGACUGCGCAUUUUGGAACGUGAAUAUGUACACUUUGUGAACAUUGCCUGCUGUUUAGAGCAAAAUAAAUGAUGUAACUGUUUUUCCUA